AUGUCUCUCAAGGUCCUCAUCUACGCCUACCGUAAACCCGGUAUCUCCCUCGAGGACUUCAAGAAGCACUACGAAGCUCACGUCGACCUCAUCAAACAUCUCUCUGGAGAGGACUUCCCUCUCUCCCACAAGCGCAGUUAUGUCGCGCGCAAUACUGCCGAGACCCCUGUCGAGGGUGCCAGCGACCGCAAUCCACUGACCCCCGCCACGGUGCUUGUCGGACAACAGACCGACUUUGACUUCGAUGCUUAUGGCGAGCUCACCUUCACCGAUCAGGCUGCGUUCCAAGCUUUCGGUGCGAAGGUGUACGCCCCUGAAGCCGCUGCUCAGAUCGCUGCCGACGAAGAGAAGUUCCUGGAUAAGUCGAAGCUUGCGAUUGUCAUGCUUGGGGAUGUCAUCGAAACUACCAGAUAA
Molecule: messenger RNA, 414 nt
Organism: Aspergillus bombycis
Lineage: Eukaryota; Fungi; Ascomycota; Eurotiomycetes; Eurotiales; Aspergillaceae
Product: EthD domain-containing protein
Exons: 1
Coding region: 1-414 (137 amino acids)
Molecular function (GO): oxidoreductase activity
Source: RefSeq, a predicted model, not a curated record